AUGAUUGAGCCACAUGGUCCACUGGACAGAAUCCCACUGGAAAACUAUCCUCCGCAGCUGACGAUAGCGAAUUAUAUGGCUAUAAAGCAGAUGAUUGAUCAGGUUAUCAAUGAAGAUCAGGAAUAUGUGAACUGGAAGUUGAAGAAUCAGCGAACAGGCGGUACUUUGGAUAAAUACCUUUACUCUUACAAGCUUGAGGAGGAAUAUGAAAGAGAAAAUAGGGAAAAGAUUAAUGAGGCCGAGUCUAAGGUUCUGAAGCCAGGAGAUUUCUAUGAUAUGCCCAAGGGUAUGAAGUUCCCCCGUGAUAUAUAUGAUGACCAACUGCGCCAGCUACCGAGACCUCGAAUGCUGGACCAGCAGCAGGUCAGGAAACUAUUCGUGGACCAUCUCGACGAGGAGCAGAUGAACAGAUACGAGGUUUUCAAAAGAGCGUCGUUGGCCAAGAACCAGAUCAAAAAGAUCUCGAGCGUUGUGACAAACCAGACAGUUGCAGCAAAUGUAAAUUUGCUGCUUGGUGGUAUUGGCAAACUUUUAGUAGGCGAGAUUGUGGAGAAAGCACUAGACGUAAAGCAAAAAUGGCUCCUAAGUAUGAUGGUUAACAAGUUUCACGAACGGAAGGUAAUCGGAAACAAGCUCAAGAAGCAUCUCAAGAAACUAACCAUUCUAGUGGGUACAGCAAGCGGCAUUGAUGACGAGGUCGAUGAAGAGGAGAGCGACAGUUACUAUGACGAUGACAAGGAAGAGACGGCCUUCGUCCUGGAGAGUAAUAAACUACUCAAAUCUUCCAAGAACACUGAGGAGAUCAGAGUACGUAUAAUAAAGCAGUACAAUAUACUGGUCACCCAGUUCAACAAGCUGAACGUAAGCGUGGAAAAGUACAUCAACAGUCCACUGCUGCCGGAACAUAUACACGAGGCCUGGCGGUUAUACCGGCUUGAAAACGAUACAGUACUUAGCGCUCACUGGCGCACACAAGGUGAGGGCAACGGAUUACUCUUUAGAUAA
Molecule: messenger RNA, 1005 nt
Organism: Eremothecium sinecaudum
Lineage: Eukaryota; Fungi; Ascomycota; Saccharomycetes; Saccharomycetales; Saccharomycetaceae
Gene: TAF11
Product: TATA-binding protein-associated factor TAF11
Exons: 1
Coding region: 1-1005 (334 amino acids)
Biological process (GO): transcription initiation at RNA polymerase II promoter; RNA polymerase II preinitiation complex assembly
Cellular component (GO): nucleus; transcription factor TFIID complex
Molecular function (GO): transcription coactivator activity; protein heterodimerization activity
Source: RefSeq, a predicted model, not a curated record